Messenger RNA from Esox lucius (northern pike), 2610 nucleotides. RefSeq names its product mitochondrial carnitine/acylcarnitine carrier protein. Bases 869 to 2068 code for a protein of 399 amino acids. The transcript is spliced from 11 exons. The record is from RefSeq and is a predicted model, not a curated record. Gene Ontology annotation, cellular component: mitochondrial envelope; cAMP-dependent protein kinase complex. Gene Ontology annotation, molecular function: O-acyl-L-carnitine transmembrane transporter activity; cAMP-dependent protein kinase regulator activity. NCBI's taxonomy places the organism in Eukaryota, Metazoa, Chordata, Actinopteri, Esociformes, Esocidae. Gene Ontology annotation, biological process: mitochondrial transport; regulation of protein phosphorylation; carnitine transmembrane transport.
CAGAGGGGUGACCAGUCCUCUUCUGGCUGUGCCGGGUGAAAUAUUAAGACCUAUUGGAAUAAUUAAUAAAUGCCUAUGUUCUAAUUGACAUCACUUAUUACACACAAUGUUGUAUUUUGAGAAGUUACAUCAAACAUACAUGGCUAUUAAUCAGUUCCAUAGUGAUUGUGUUGGCUUAUAUUUACCAAAUUAGGCUUGGGGUUGUGGUAUAUGUCACUAUACCAUUGGUAAGGACUGUUCUUAGGAACGGUGCAGAGUGCCUGGUUACAUUCCUCAGCCACAGUAUAUUGUCUCCACUAACCCCUGCUUUGCCAUGUCACAAUUAUGAACUGGUUAACAAUGAAAUUAUAACAAAAAUGUUGUCGGUAUACCUCAGCUGUAGCCAGUCAACAUUAUUAAUUAAAAGUAACGUUUUAUAAAGGAUCCUCCCGGGUUGCGUUGUGUUUAACAGCCCAUAGCCACGGUAUAUUGACCCUAUAUUCUACACCUCUGGCCUUCAUUGCUUAAAUAUAGGCCACCUCCAGUCUUUAAUGUUAGACCGCAGAUGCUGCACCUCGCGUGAAGGUCCGACACACCACAGGCUUUGGUUAGAGAAGCGUUAAUUACUUUUGAUCUGAAAAGUUGUGACGUUCGCUUAGUACGCCGGGUCAAUAGUUUCCGAUACGCCGCUUCUAGUCUAUAUGGGGAAACCGGUAGCAAUGUCAAUCAACCAGUUGACACGGACUGGGAGUGUGGUAGAAGUGGGUGGGCUUUGCUGGAGGGGCCAGAACCGUGCUGUGCGCAUUUUUUAAAGGAUGCAGAUGUCAGACCUUAAUUCAUCUUCGAAAGUCUACAGUGCAAGGAGAUCGUUAUAGGCUACCACAGUUCUAUGAUGAGCAUCGAGAUACCUGUCGGCUUGACGGACUUGCUGCAAGGAUACACUGUGGAGGUACUAAGACACAGACCGCCUGACUUGGUUGAAUUCGCAAUUCAGUAUUUCAAGCGUCUACAAGAGACCAGAAAACACGACAAUCAUGUCAAAAAGAGCCCGGUCAAAUCUGCACGAAAAGCAGUAGCGUUUGACAGUAACUCGGUUGAAUCGAAUGAAGAUGAAAAUGAGGAUUCAGAAGACGACUAUAGGCCUCCUCCGACUCCCAAUAAAUAUAGUCGCAGGGUAUCUGUCUGUGCAGAGGCGUACAACCCGGACGACGAUGAAGACGAGGACUUUGAGCCACGGGUGGUACACCCCAAAUCCGACGAGCAGCGUCGCAGACUCCAGGAUGCCUGCAGAGAUACUCUACUGUUCAAAACCCUUGACCAGGAACAGUUCUCAGAGGUGUUGGAUGGCAUGUUCGAGGUGUUGGUCAAACCACAAGAGCACAUCAUCGAUCAGGGGGAUGAUGGAGAUAACUUCUACGUCAUAGAGAGGGGUGUAUAUGAUAUUAUCGUGCUGAUAAAUGGAGUUAACAAGUGUGUUGGAAAGUAUGACAACAAGGGCAGUUUUGGGGAGCUGGCUCUCAUGUACAAUACACCGCGCGCUGCCACCAUUGUGGCUACCCAGGAGGGGGCACUGUGGGGACUGGAUCGGGCCACAUUUCAUAGACUCAUAGUAAAAAACAAUGCCAAGAAGAGGAAGAUGUACGAGGCUUUCAUUGAGUGUGUACCCCUUCUAAAGUCUCUCGAGCUCACUGAGAGGAUGAAGAUUGUCGAUGUGGUUGGAAUGAAAGCGUUCAAAGAUGGGGAGCGCAUCAUAACCCAGGGGGAUGAGGCAGAUUGCUUCUACAUCGUAGAGUCCGGGGAGGUCAAGAUCAUGAUAAUAAGCAAAACCAAGGCAGGGCAGCAGGACAACGCUGAGGUGGAGAUUGCCCGCUGUUCCCGGGGCCAGUACUUCGGAGAGCUGGCUCUGGUCACCAACAAGCCACGCGCAGCCUCCGUCUACGCUGUGGGAGAAACCAAGUGCUUGGUAAUAGACAUUCAGGCGUUUGAACGCUUGCUGGGAUCCUGUAAGGAGAUUAUGAAGAGGAACAUCUCCCAAUACGAGGAUCAACUGGUGGCCCUGUUUGGUUCUAGUGUAGAUUUAAAACGUUAAAGUCUGGUCUCUCUAAGGAAUGUCACUCCAACACAACCCCACACAAACACUCACUAUUGCCUACACACAAACAGAUGGACAGACUUACUAGUAGUUUUAUAUGCUUUAUACAAUCUACACACAACAUAUUUGUUGAAAUAUAAUUGUAUACUGUACAUUAUUUAAACUGUUGCUAUGUCACAUCUAUUUUUUAUACAUGUAGCCAAUAUACUAGUAUUUUCAUUUGACUAGUAUUGUGAAAACAUGAGGUUCACGAAGUAGGCUUAGUACUUUGUCCAUGUGUUACCCUAAAUGAUAAUUAUAGCCCAAUACAGCUUGCUUCAAUGUGAUAUUUUUAAAUUAUGUACAGUUAUGAUCAAAUAUUAACAUGCCCUUUGCUUUUAUAUGGAAAGACUGGUUUAAUCUGCAGAUGCUGAGAUCUAAUAAAUGUUAUCCCAGAUGAAAGGAUUGCUGUGAGAAAGCUCAAAUUACUUUCAAAUUCCAAACAUCAUCUCAGACGAACAACAAAAAUAAACAUCCUAAUAAAAUGAGCUCACGACUAA